Messenger RNA from Verruconis gallopava, 2226 nucleotides. RefSeq lists its product as uncharacterized. The transcript has a single exon. Bases 582 to 2210 code for a protein of 542 amino acids. The record is from RefSeq and is a predicted model, not a curated record. NCBI's taxonomy places the organism in Eukaryota, Fungi, Ascomycota, Dothideomycetes, Venturiales, Sympoventuriaceae.
UGAUUGUGCGCCGACAUCGGCGCUCCAUCCAAUAAGCGAACUCUCCUCACCUCAGCCAAUGGACUUGCGUCAUGAAGAUGAGGAAUGCCGUUGCGGAUGAUCUACAUCAUCAACGUAAAGAUGUAGAUUCUGCCCGAGAUAUGUACUGUGCUGCACUGUGGGAUACUUGGAAAAGAAGCCAGUACUCCUCAGGUAAAGAUGUACAGUGUGGCUCUCGUGGAGAACGUCAUCGAGAUGCGCAUAACCAAGCGCUCGCCAUUCAACUACGGCCUUCUGAGCCGUAAACGACUAUCCCAAUGGGGUAAGCUUGCUUCCGGAUCUGAAGACGUAAGGCAAGCAUUGAAAUGCAACCUCAUGGACGAGGUGGUAGGCAGCCGUCCAAAGUUAAGAGCAACGAAUUCCAGAGGUUUAUGAUCGUGACUCUGACUGUUGGCCACAUUCUCAGCUUUCAGACUCGUCUGACGUCCUCGUAGCCAGGUACUGUGACUUUCCUUUGCAAGCAGCAAAACUAUUGACCUAGCGACAACGCGUUAAAUUCUGCUCUGACCCUACAGCUUGUGCGGCUCUCAGAUUGUAAAGACAUGAAAUGUUUCUCCUUGCUUUACCUUGCAAUUCCUGUCGUGCACGGGCUUCCGCGCGUACAAACGCCCUUAGGUUACCCGACGUCACGGGAAUUUCCGUUCGACCAGUCUUUUGACAAGAUCGCCGAAAAGGCUCUAAAAGACUACCAAGUUCCAGGCUUCUCGGUUUCCAUUGUUGACUGUCAAGACACGCAUGCCAAGGGCUAUGGCAUAGCCCGCUUUCCGUCCACGAAGGCCACCGCCGACACGCUGUACUUCACAGCAUCAACCACCAAGUCCUUCACUGCCGCAUCUAUCUUGAAACUCAUCGAAGAGUACGAGAAAACACCGUAUCAGCUUUCACUGCGGACCAAGAUCAUUGACAUCGUUCCCUGGAAACUGCAGGACGACUACGUGACGACACACGCCACUCUUGAAGAUGCACUCUCGCACCGCACAGGGCUACCCCGCCAUGACAUGAGUUACGGCGGGCCAAACUUCACCAUCGAUGACCUGCUCAGGUCGCUCCCACACCUGCCUCUGACAAGAGAGAUCAGGCAGGAGUUUCAGUACUGCAACAUCAUGUUCGUCAUCCUAACCAGGGUCAUCGAGAAGCUGUCCGGCACGAGCAUCGCCCAGUUCUUCAAGAACAACAUCUGGCAGCCCCUGGGCAUGAAUAACACGUUCAUGAACGUCGAGGAGGCCAAGAUGACGGGCCUGCUCGCCGAUGGCCACUGGUUCAACAACGACACGGGAAGCUUCGACGUGUACCCAACCAUCGACCCGCUCUUCGUCGCCGGCGCCGGUGGUGCGAUCUCGUCGGUGACCGACUACGCCAAGUAUCUACGCGCCAUGCUCAACGAUGAUCUGUCGAUCCUCAGUGCUGCAUCGUACAGGGAGCUUCGAACCGGCCGCAUCGUCACGCCUUCGCUACCACUGGGCAUGGACCAAGGUCCCGCGGCGUACAGUCUCGGCUGGUUCGUCAGCGUGUACGAAGGCUACGAGCUGAUCCAGCACACGGGCGGCGUGCCCGGGUUCGCGACGCUGAUGCUGUACGUGCCGGAGCUGGACUGGGCCGUCAGCGUGAUGGCCAACGCGGCGGAGGGAGGCUCCGUCCUCCUCUUCCGCAUCGGCCUCGAGCUGCUGGGCCGCAGGAUCAAGCUGAGGCACGUGCCAGAUGUGGACGGGCUGUGGAGAAACGCGUCGCGGAUCCGCCUCGACAUCAUGAAGAACCUGCGCGCCGUCGCCUUUCCGGACGCCCCGCCCCCAGACCGCGCCGUCAGGCAUGCCUUGCCGCUAGCCGCGUACACGGGCGUCUACCAGCACCCGGCCUACCAGCGCAUCAACAUCACGCUCGCGCCCGCGCCCACGUACGUCGGCGUGCCUGUCCCCUCGACGGGCGACGACGGUCGGAUCCUGCACGCGGACGUCCAGAACAGGACGUGGCCGCACGUGUUGGACUUUGAGCACGUCAACGCGGAGCACUUCCUCGUGCGCACGCACUACCUGAAGGACGCCAAGAACUUCGACCUCGAGACGGAGGCCAUGCGCGCCGAGUUCGAGGUCGGAAGCGACAGCACAGUCUCGAGGAUGGGCCUCGGCUACGAAGCUAUGAUGGGAAAGGACCUGAUUUGGUUCGAACGAGUAUGAUCCCGCAAAGAAAAAC